CCCUGAUCCGUGUGGAGCUAUGCCCAGUGGGGACUGUGCCCCUCACUUCCAAGUCAUUUGGUACCACUCCGUCCGUCCGUCCUUAGUCCUCCCGGGAGCAGGGGGGCAGAGCUGAGCGGCAGCCCGGAGCUUGGCGGGAGGAGGCGACGGGGGAGGGGCAGGUGGGGAGAUCCGGCUGGAGGGGAGGCUCCGACGUCUCCUUCCUUCCUGGUUCCUGCAGCAGCUGCUGCCGCUGCUCAGCUCUGUGAAGAGGUGGCCGGUGACUCGGGGACAGUGACUCAGAGGCGGAUCGGUGCACGGACCAAGAAGCACUGGCGUCCAUGGACCCUGGGGGCUCCCACAGGACAAAGUGACACUCUUCCCUGUCCACCCUGCUCUACCCUCCUCAUCAGGAAGUACCCUCUCCUUCCUCAUGGACUUCCAAGAACGGGACACUCCCUCGCUGGCUGAGAGUACUCAAUCGUCAAAGCCCAGUAGCACCCAGCAGGCCUCCGAGCUGUGGGAGGUGGUGGAGGAGCCUCGGGCCAGACUGGGAGCAGAGGACACCAUGCCCGAGAGACAGGAAGGACACCUGCUCAAGAAGAGGAAGUGGCCUCUUAAGGGCUGGCACAAGAGGUACUUUGUGCUCGAGGAUGGGAUCCUCCACUAUGCCACGACUCGACAAGAUAUCGCCAAGGGGAAGCUCCAUGGCUCCAUCGAUGUCCGGCUGUCAGUCAUGUCCAUCAACAAAAAGGCCCAGCGCAUUGACCUUGACACUGAAGACAACAUCUACCACCUAAAGAUCAAAUCCCAGGACCUGUUCCAGAGCUGGGUGGCCCAGCUCCGAGCCCAUCGCUUGGCCCAGCGUCCGGACAUGCCCGGUGCCACUCACCGAAAGGUUCCUGGUACCCAGAUGCUAACAGCGGGUAGUGCCUCAGCCUUACCUGGGGUUGGCCCUCGAGAGAAAGUGUCCUCCUGGCUGAGGGACAGUGAUGGGCUAGACCGCUGCUCUCAUGCGCUCUCGGAAUGCCAGGGUAAGCUCCAGGAGUUACACAGACUCCUUCAGAGCCUGGAGUCCCUACACCGAAUCCCCUCGGCCCCUGUGAUCCCCACACACCAGGCCUCGGUGACAACUGAGAGACCCAAGAAGGGGAAACGGACCAGUCGCAUGUGGUGCACACAGGGCUUUGCCAAGGAUGACACCAUUGGACGGGUUGGUCGUCUCCAUGGCUCUGUUCCCAACCUGUCUCGGUACCUGGAGUCUCGGGACUCUUCUGGCCACCGUGGGCUGCCACCUCCAGACUAUGCCCACCUGCAGCGCAGUUUCUGGGCCCUGGCCCAGAAGGUGCACAGCUCCCUUAGCAGCGUCCUGGUUGCCCUCACCACAGAACGGGAUCGACUGAGAGACCUGCAUCAGGGCUCAGAGCUGUCGAGGAUGGCGGUCUCUGAGGCCCCAGAUGGUCAGAGACGCCUCCACUCACUAUCCAUCUCCUCAGACACCACAGCGGACUCCUUCAGUUCCCUCAACCCGGAGGAGCAAGAAGCUCUGUACAUGAAAGGCCGAGAGCUGACCCCCCAGCUGUCCCAGAGCAGUGUGUUGUCCCUCGCUGAUUCCCACACAGAGUUCUUCGAUGCCUGUGAGGUUCUCCUUUCCGCUAGCUCUUCUGAGAACGAGGGCUCUGAGGAAGAGGAGUCAUGUGCCAGUGAGAUCACCACCAGCCUGUCUGAGGAGGUGUUGGACCUCAGGGGAGCCGACUGCUAUCAAAAAGGGGGGUGUGUCCCAGGGAUCGCUGUAGGGCCCCCUCGCCGCCGCUGCCUGCCCGCCGCCAGCGGACCCGGAACCGACGUGAGCCUGUGGAACAUCCUCCGCAACAACAUCGGCAAAGACCUGUCCAAGGUGUCCAUGCCCGUGCAGCUCAAUGAGCCGCUCAACACACUGCAGAGGCUCUGUGAGGAACUGGAAUACAGCAGCCUCCUGGACCAGGCCAGCCGCGUGGCUGACCCCUGCGAGCGCAUGGUGUACAUUGCAGCCUUUGCCGUGUCUGCCUACUCCUCCACGUACCACCGGGCGGGAUGCAAGCCGUUCAACCCGGUCCUGGGGGAGACCUACGAGUGUGAGCGGCCCGACCGGGGCUUCCGUUUUAUCAGCGAGCAGGUCUCCCAUCAUCCCCCGAUCUCCGCAUGUCACGCAGAAUCUGAGAACUUCAUCUUCUGGCAAGACAUGAAGUGGAAGAACAAAUUCUGGGGCAAAUCCCUGGAGAUCGUGCCUGUGGGGACAGUCAACGUCAGCCUGCCCAGGUUUGGGGACCACUUUGAGUGGAACAAGGUGACGUCCUGUAUUCACAACAUCCUGAGUGGCCAGCGCUGGAUUGAGCACUACGGAGAGGUGCUUAUCCGAAACACACAGGAUAGUUCCUGCCACUGCAAGAUCACCUUCUGCAAGGCCAAGUACUGGAGUUCCAACAUCCACGAGGUACAAGGUGCGGUGCUCAGCCGGAGUGGUCGCGUCCUCCACCGCCUCUUCGGGAAGUGGCAUGAGGGGCUGUACCGUGGCCCCCCACCGGGUGGGCAGUGCAUUUGGAAACCCAAUUCGAUGCCCCCAGACCAUGAGCGAAACUUCGGCUUCACUCAGUUCGCCUUGGAGCUGAAUGAGCUGACGGCAGAGCUGAAGCGGACACUGCCUUCCACCGACACACGGCUACGGCCUGACCAGAGGUAUCUGGAGGAGGGGAACAUACAGGCCGCUGAGGCCCAGAAGAGGAGGAUAGAGCAGCUGCAGCGGGACAGGAGGAGGGUGAUGGAGGAGAACAACAUAGUGCACCAGGCGCGCUUCUUCAGGCGGCAGACGGACGGCAGCGGCAAGGAGUGGUGGGUGACCAACCAUACAUACUGGAGGCUGCGCGCUGAGCCAGGCUAUGGGAACCUGGAUGGCGCUGUGCUCUGGUAGCCCUGGCCUCGGGGCAGGAGACUCUGGGUCCUUACUCCUGCCCCCACUCCUACCGUGGACAUCUGGGUGAGGUCAGGCUCCUGCUCACUGCCCUUGAGGGCAAAGGGGCCGCCCAGCCUCCCGCCCUCUCCCCUCUGCUGGCCAGAGGGGCUGUAUCUCAGCACACUCCCAUUCCACCAUUGGGGUGGAAGUGGGAAUCUGCUUCCCAGUCUUGUUACCCCAGCAGCUGGCAUGUCAGACCCCGCUCGCUCAGCCAUCCUCCUCAUCUGGGAGUGUUUCGGGGAGAUGCCAGGUUCCUCAGAUUUGCUCCCCGUUUUAGUGCCUUCCUAGGACACAGGGGGCCCCCUUGAUGCUACCCAGACUUUCUGUGCCCAGAGCGCUGGCCGUGCUGCAAGGUUGAGUGAAGGAGAGGAGAUGCCCUUCUUCCCCUCUGUCCUCUCUUCAGCAUCUUCCCUCUGCCCUGACCCGCCCCUUGUCCUGCAUCCCCUUCUCCAAAACUGCAAAGCACCUGCCGCUCCCAGCGCCUCCAGCCCAGGCCCACGACUGGUCCCUUCAGGCUCAGCUCAGCAGAUGCCCCAGAGUGGACGAGCCUCUCCAAGAGGUGUGGAGCAGGCUGAGGUGCCUGGCCUCAGACUCACCCAGGAAGGAGGGAGCCAGUGUGAGUUUGUGUAGGUGUGUGUGUGUGUGUGUGUGUGUGUGUGUGUGUGUGUGUGUCCUGCUCGCCGGCGAGCAGGAUUCCUAAUGUAGCCAGGACACCCCCGCUGCUGGUGUCUGCCACUGUUGCUGCUCAUUUUCUCAGUUUGCCUGAGUCAGGUGAAUUGCUAGAACAUUCCAAGCUCCAAUAAAGACUGUCCUACUCUU
Peromyscus maniculatus bairdii (prairie deer mouse) is the source of this 3787-nucleotide messenger RNA. RefSeq names its product oxysterol binding protein like 7 (gene Osbpl7). NCBI's taxonomy places the organism in Eukaryota, Metazoa, Chordata, Mammalia, Rodentia, Cricetidae. Gene Ontology annotation, molecular function: cholesterol binding. Gene Ontology annotation, cellular component: plasma membrane; perinuclear endoplasmic reticulum; cytosol. The record is from RefSeq and is a predicted model, not a curated record.